AGUGCUGCGAGACAAACCUAUUAUAAUCUGUUUCUAACAAUUUCCCAAACAAAACCUACACAUUGUCAGCCGUUGCCCCGCUGCUCAGUCUCCUUCUCCGGUGAGCCUCCAACAGCCACAGGCGGAAGGCAGGACAACUGGAUCCCACAGCCCCUCAAACACGCAGCCCUGUCGUCUACGGUGGUUUAAGUUCACCCAUUAAUUUGACUUUGCGACGCUAGCGUCACUUCAAACGGCUUCGCCUAGGUCUUGGCAGCAUCAUCUCUUCUCCGUUAGAGACUCCGGCGCGAACAACAGGUUGUUCAAAACAUUUCUGACGUGUGUGGGUCUUGCAGCGCGGCAUUUCUGACUUGAGGGAGCUUUUUGGAGUGACCGGUUGGUGGCUCUUGGAACUCGAGGAAGUUGGCAUUUGCUCAAGAAAGUGAAUUUUUGAUUGAGAAUUGUAGGAUUUUUGAUCGAGGCCAAAUUGAAGUGAGGAAAGCGUAUAAUCCUGGGGAAUCGAGUCAUUGAUGGUAUUGAGCUUAAUUCAGGGCAUUCUUGGCAUGUCCAUUUUGGGACUAAUCGAGCAUAAUUGAAGGUUUAGAGCAUUAACGGAGCGAGCAAUCAUCAUUUUGGGCAUGAAGGCACGACGUCGUAGUGCUGGGAAGAUCAAUACACAGCAUAUAAUGCCAACUUAGAGUGCCAGUAGGGGGGACCGUGGAGCAGUUGAAAGCUGUGAACAAUUUGGACCAGAUCCCAUUGCCAAGAGGGCAAUUGAAAAGCAAGUGCUUAAUAGAUUUAAUGUUCUCAUGGGAAAGGCAGUACCAUGAGCGUGAAAUGUUGAUCUAUGGGCAACCUUUUUGUAGUCUAUCCACAGUGUUCAUCAGAUAUGAGAGGUUUACAACUUUCCUUGAAUCAUACCCAGAAGAUUCGUCUUGAAAGAGCCCAAGAAAGGCUUAAAUCUCUCUCUUCGAAGGGCAAUUCUGAUGCUUCUGUUGUAGUUGCUGAUACUAUUCCUCUCAAUUACGAGGAUGGUGUCCUCAAGGGACAUGGGACUCUUGACUUGAAUGGAGAAGUAGUUGCCUCUAUUUGUGGAGUGGUUGAACGAGUCAAUAAGCUUAUCUAUGUACGUGCCUUGCGUGCCAGAUAUAAACCGGAGGUUGGUGAUAUCGUAGUGGGACGUGUUACAGAGGUUGCUCCAAAACGUUGGAGAUUGGAUAUAAAUUAUAGCCAAGAUGCAGUUUUGAUGCUUUCUUCCAUGAACUUGCCUGAUGGUAUUCAGAGGAGGCGAACUGCUGUUGAUGAACUGAACAUGCGGAGCAUUUUUGAAGAAAAUGACGUCAUUUGUGCCGAAGUACGUGGUCUUCAGCAUGAUGGGCUACACCUUCAAGCAAGAAGCCAGAAGUAUGGCAAGCUUGAACGUGGUCAGCUGCUCAUAGUUUCACCAUAUCUAAUAAAGAGACGCAAACAACACUUCCAUCAUUUGGAUCAAUAUGGUAUUGACCUAAUACUUGGAUGCAAUGGUUUUAUCUGGAUUGGGGAGCAUGUUGAUCCCAAAGAGGAUGCGAUGAUAGAGGAUCACGUUGAUAAACCUGAACAAAAGGGUUUGAAAUUUGAAGGAACUUUGGGUAACCAAGUGCAAGAAGUAUAUACUCCAUUAAAGACACGACAGAAUAUCUGCAGAACUGCAAACGCUAUUCGAGUAUUGUCUACCUUAGGUUUCAUAAUGACAGUAGAAGUCAUCAUGGAGAUAGUGAAUCUAAGUAUUUCUCUAAACAUUGAUGUGCACGAAAUGCUUGGCUCAGAGUUCUGUGUUCUCACAGCAGAAAAAGAGGUCGAACGGCGUUCUUCGAGUAAGAAAAGGGGGUAAUUUCGUCUUCUUUCAAGAAUUGUGAGUAAUUUGAAUUACCAAAACCGUUUGAUUUGCAGAGAAAUUUAGUGUGUUAUUAUAUUUUGUUGGAUUUUAGUUUACCACCACUUUGUAUCUGUUAGUAUCAGUAUAGAAUACAAUGUCCUCAAUUAUUAUGCCGUACGUGGUUUCAUAAAUGUCUAAGGAUUACUUAGGAUUUUACUA
Messenger RNA from Cucumis melo (muskmelon), 2053 nucleotides. Its product is annotated as exosome complex component RRP4 homolog. NCBI's taxonomy places the organism in Eukaryota, Viridiplantae, Streptophyta, Magnoliopsida, Cucurbitales, Cucurbitaceae. The record is from RefSeq and is a predicted model, not a curated record. The transcript is spliced from 13 exons. Gene Ontology annotation, biological process: U4 snRNA 3'-end processing; TRAMP-dependent tRNA surveillance pathway; exonucleolytic trimming to generate mature 3'-end of 5.8S rRNA from tricistronic rRNA transcript (SSU-rRNA, 5.8S rRNA, LSU-rRNA). The coding region runs from base 827 to 1849 and encodes 340 amino acids. Gene Ontology annotation, molecular function: RNA binding. Gene Ontology annotation, cellular component: cytoplasmic exosome (RNase complex); nuclear exosome (RNase complex).